AUGCCAGCCGUUGUGUCUCCUCCGCCACUGUGGGCAGGAGAUGAGGAGGAGCACGAACGAAACGGACACGAGGAGGUCGAGCAAAUCGAACAACUCGAACAGCUCGAUCAACACAAUCAACAAAAUCAGCUGAAUCAACCAAGUCAACUAAAUCUAGUUGAACCCAACCAACACGAUCCUCUCUUCACGCUCAGCACCGCUUCCCCACCCUCUUCUUCCGUUUCUCCUUUCUCUUCCUUGUCCUCCUUUUUCUCGUCUCGUCCCACUGCCUUUCCUCCACUUCUGUCGCACUCGCUCGCAUCGACCGCUCACUGGCUGCUUCUGGCCGCGACGUUGGUCCUUGUCAGCUCGUUGUUGGUGGCGGCUCGUCGUCUCGUGUGCGGCAGACCGAAGCGUCGGCGUUUGUCGCCGUCGACCGCCUCAGCCCUGGGCCGACAAAACACCAAGACAACACACGACGGCAACGUCCACGUCCACGUUCUGUCCGAAAAGGAUAAGACGCGCAACGAGCCCAUCAACAACGCCAAGGACAAGUCGAUCCAUGACCAGACACCACGCGCCAGCUUUGACGCAAUCACUUACACAUUGCCCACAUCUCCAUCGGCACCUACAUCCACAUCCACUUCCACAUCCACAUCCACACCCCCAUUUCCUGUCCCAUUCAUCCCAUUUACACACCUGCCUACACGCCCUCCUUCGCUCGGCUUUCCCUAUCCUCUUCCCACCCCGGUCAACUUUACCGGCAACUACAACGCCAGCUACAAGGUCAACACCCACCCGCAGGCGCAGCCCCAGAAACGCCUUCGUCGCGUCCGUGUCUACCACCUGCAGAACCGCUGGCCGGCCGACACCAUGGACAAGUCGCGGAGAGCAUCUUCGGCGUCGUCGUCGACGUCAAUGACGACGACAACGACGACGACUUUGGUCCCGGACCAUGCCGCGGCACCCCGGCCGCCACCGCUGCCGCUGUCCACCUCCAGCUUUGCCUUUGAGCGGCCCACGUUGGCCAGUGGCCGGGCGGGGCAGGACGAUGACAUGGGUGACGACAUGGACGGCAACGACAGCAACGGCGACGAAGCACCGGGGACGGCAUCGCCCACCCGCGUGGCAGCGUCCAUUGCCUUUAUCCACCAGCCCAACCCAGACUACGCCAACGUGGGCGACGAGGAGACGUUGACGGCGGCGACGGCGACGGCCCCGCCGCCGGCCGAGCUGCCCUCAUCCCCGUCCGUGUCGACGGUGACAGAGACGCUCCCCGCGCUCGACACGGGCGCCACCAACGAACUGUUGUCCGUCCUCGGCGCCGUCCCCGACGUCGCUGCGGCCGGCGACGGCGACUGGGGCGGGCAUACGCGCGUGUACGGCGGCGGCGUGUGUCUGGCCUGCUUGGCGGCGGAGAGCAGUGGUGGCCAAGGGGGCGAGUACGGCGCCAGCGUGCCAAUGGAGCAGCGGCGGUAA
Molecule: messenger RNA, 1458 nt
Organism: Sporothrix schenckii 1099-18
Lineage: Eukaryota; Fungi; Ascomycota; Sordariomycetes; Ophiostomatales; Ophiostomataceae
Exons: 1
Coding region: 1-1458 (485 amino acids)
Source: RefSeq, a predicted model, not a curated record